Lineus longissimus is the source of this 2390-nucleotide messenger RNA. RefSeq lists its product as uncharacterized. Gene Ontology annotation, cellular component: secretory granule. Gene Ontology annotation, biological process: neuropeptide signaling pathway; regulation of hormone secretion. The transcript has 6 exons. The record is from RefSeq and is a predicted model, not a curated record. NCBI's taxonomy places the organism in Eukaryota, Metazoa, Nemertea, Pilidiophora, Heteronemertea, Lineidae. Gene Ontology annotation, molecular function: enzyme regulator activity. The coding region runs from base 104 to 1057 and encodes 317 amino acids.
UAGCUUAGGAGGUCGCCAUUUUACAUCAGUCAGACUCUUUCUCAAAGGAAGGACAUAUCCAUUUCAAUUAGGGAUACAGAAACAUAAAAACAAGGUGCCUGUAAUGAGCUACAUCUAUUUCUCUGCCUGCCUGGUCACCUUGGCGCUCAUAGGGGGCGCCAGGGCGGACCCGGCCUACAGAGACAUCCUGGACGGCAUCUAUCAGUACAGGAACCUCAGGAAUGACGGGUACUUCGAUACGAUACCUGCCUUCGAGGAACUAGAGAAGGACAAUGAACCUACAGAUGCCAUCCCAGACGAUAUGAGUUAUUACCCUCAGUAUGGCUGGGAGGGGGACCAGCCUGAGGAAGAGGACAAUGACCUUGCCUCCAUCGGGCUAGCCGACCCCUACGGAUAUGAAGAGGAUGAAGAGGCACAGGCACAGGAAGACGACCAGCAGGGCCCGUUCCAGCUGAGGUCUACCAAUGAUCUCAGGGACCCCGAGCUGCUUGAGAAUAGCGCACUCUGGGGGACGCAUUACGUCUCAGGUGGCGCUGGUGAAGGUAAACAACACCUAAAGCCUAACGGAGAACAGAAGAACAAACAGGAAGUGAAGUCUGAUGCUGCGCUACCAGCCUACUGCGAACCACCAAACCCAUGCCCCAAGGGAUACUCCGAGGACAAAAACUGCCAGAAAGACGUGAAGGACACAGCUGAGUUCAACCGACAGUUGAUCAAGGAGAAACAGUCCAAGGGAGAAUGUGCAUGCGACAGUGAACAUAUGAAGAAAUGUCCCCACAACAGACCAAAUAUCAACACCAAGUCCGACAGUGGAGACCUCGCAGCUUUACUCAAAAAUAACGAUUUUGGAGGCUCCAAGAGAAACAAACUCGUCGCCAAGAAAGCACCACAUAUGAUCAGAAAAAGGUAUAUAGCGGACGAAAAGAGGGCGCGCUAUGGAUAUUACUGGAAGGGUCAAAAACUGCCAACAGUCGCCAAGAAGUCCCCUCAGAACAUCGAGUAUGAUAAGUGGUGGCACCUGAAGGAUGCCAAGGAUAGUGAGAUGCAGAUGAAGUAAUCUCGAGAAAACAAGCGGGAGGUCGCGGGUGAAACUAUUGGAAAGAAUGUGGUGUCAGGCACCCGUAGGCGUCCAACGUUGCUUUUGAAAGAGAGGUCUCGAUGAUUAACCACCGGCUGUGAUGACGCGUAGGUCUGUUUUUACAAACACCGGUAAUUUUACCAUCAAACGGGGGUAAGCGUACCGACAUCAACAUUCAACGGCCACCAAUGGCGUUUAGCAAAGAUCUGCGCAUGCUCGGUUCCAAAAAUUUAAACUGAGCAUUGUCAUCACGCCAUGUCAGCCAUAUUCUAUCCAAUAGUUGGCCAAUCGUGAUUAUCUCUCACCGGUUGAGAGACGCAUCACGGUGAAUUAUAAGAGUGUGAUAUCAAAAUAUGGAUGUGAUAUUUAAUGUUUAGUCAAAGUUGUCUCCUUGUUGGCCGGAAUGUGCAAUAAUCAUGAAAAUGAUAACCUUAGGCCUUGUUUUUAUUGUUGUAACUUGAAUGACGCGUAGCCGAAUAACGAACAAACUUCCACGUCACUUUAUAAUCGGUGCUGUAACCCACCAGUUUGAUUUUAUGUCGUCCUGUACCACGUGACCGGAAGCUGUUCUCUCUGAGCAAACCGACACCAGUCUCACCAAAAGCUGCACUUGUGCUCAAUAUCACGGAAACUAUUUAACAUGAAUCUCGACAACAUCCUCACCACAUUGCUUCAGCCGAGUCGGAGUAAACACUGUGUUUACCGUGAUAUUUUCUUGAACGUCCGAUGAAAUAACGGGACUUCCAAAACACACCAGCGAUUUCUUUUUUGAUCAUCGAAUUAUUUAGAAAUAAAAUCUGUAAGUAGGCUGGAAGAAUCAUAAGCAGGCGACGGAGCAGUUUCCGAUGACGUACUUCCGGUACCAUUUGUUUAUGUGAGUGAUGGAACCAGCGGUCGUGCUACUUAAACUUGUACACAUGGAUGUUGUUGUUCACUUCUACUGUUGAAUAUGGCAUCUUAUUCAAAAUUCAGCAAAAUGACUACGCGUAUUUUUGUAAUGAACUUGUUUAAUCAAAGGACCCGAUGACCAGCGUUUUGGAAAGACGUUGAGAUAUGAAUUUGAGAUACCUCCGCAUUCUUAGCCCACCGUUCUAUUCAAGUCUUUCAAGAUCUGCUUCAACUGCACACGCUUACAAUGCACUUUAGUAUUGCUUUAUUGCACACAUUUUGUCUCAUGUUUUCUAAAGAAUACGAAGAGAUAUCUUAAUUGACGAACUAGCCGAACGAGUAACCCACCGACUCAUGCUGUACUUUAUGAUGUAAUAUACAUGUCGUUGAUUUGUUAUUGUGAAAUACACUCAAAUAUACAAAA